AUGGGUGGUGUGAUGUGCUAUGGCUGCCACAGAGGCCAUGGAAAUGCUGGCGGCUGCUGCAUCUGUGGCUGCGUGGCUGUCCAGACUGCCGUGAUGCCCCAGCGGUGGCGACGGCUGUGCUCCAUCGUUCACAGGACUUUGGCAGCCAUGUUGGGCUCCCUUGCAGCAUUAUCAGCGCUGGCCGUGAUUGGUGAUAGACCCAGCCUGACUCAUGUGGUGGAGUGGAUUGAUUUUGAAACCCUGGCCCUGCUGUUCGGCAUGAUGAUCUUAGUAGCCAUAUUUUCGGAAACUGGAUUUUUUGAUUAUUGUGCUGUAAAGGCAUACCGACUGUCCCGGGGAAGAGUGUGGGCCAUGAUCAUCAUGCUGUGUCUCAUCGCAGCCGUUCUUUCUGCCUUCUUGGACAAUGUCACCACGAUGCUCCUCUUCACACCUGUGACCAUAAGAUUAUGUGAGGUGCUCAACCUCGAUCCAAGACAAGUCCUAAUUGCAGAAGUGAUAUUCACAAACAUCGGAGGAGCUGCCACUGCCAUCGGGGACCCACCAAAUGUCAUUAUUGUUUCCAACCAGGAGUUGAGGAAGAUGGGCCUGGACUUUGCAGGAUUCACAGCACACAUGUUCGUUGGGAUUUGCCUUGUUCUCCUGGUCUCCUUCCCACUACUCAGACUCCUUUACUGGAACAAAAAGCUUUACAACAAGGAGCCAAGUGAGAUUGUUGAUAUUUUGCCGAGAACAUUACCAAUUAGGAUACAGUACAUGUGGAGCAAUAGGUUAUUUGGGAAACAGCUUCUUCUUGGUGAGGUACAGACUGAGGAUGCCAUGCAGAUUGUCUGGGAAAACAUUGUUUUUCAUACCUUCUCAAGAUUCAUCUGUAAAACAAGCUUACUUUUUGGAAUAUCGAAUCACCUCUGCCAGAGAAAUGGAAUGAUAAGCGGAAACUGCUGCUUUGGAGAGUAUUCUGAUGACCAG
This is a messenger RNA of Carlito syrichta (Philippine tarsier), 966 nucleotides long. RefSeq names its product P protein-like. Gene Ontology annotation, cellular component: melanosome membrane. The annotation marks the transcript as partial. The record is from RefSeq and is a predicted model, not a curated record. Gene Ontology annotation, biological process: melanin biosynthetic process; transmembrane transport; melanocyte differentiation. The transcript has 9 exons. Lineage: Eukaryota; Metazoa; Chordata; Mammalia; Primates; Tarsiidae.